This is a messenger RNA of Brassica oleracea var. oleracea, 2470 nucleotides long. RefSeq lists its product as uncharacterized. The coding region runs from base 141 to 2204 and encodes 687 amino acids. Lineage: Eukaryota; Viridiplantae; Streptophyta; Magnoliopsida; Brassicales; Brassicaceae. The record is from RefSeq and is a predicted model, not a curated record. The transcript has 2 exons.
CAAUAAAAAAAAGGUAAAGAGAAAGACAGGUCAGCGAGGCUUAGGUAGAGAAUCCUAAACGAAGACGAAGAAACUACAGAGCAGAGACUAGAAGAAGACGAAGAAGAAGAAGAAGAAGCUGAAGAUUCUCAUCUUCUGUAAUGAAAGGCAAAUCACCAGACCUUGAAUCCACCGGGUCUGGCACAACUACAAAGCGAUCAAGCGUCUCAUCAGGAAGCCGAUCUCGCACCCGACGAGACUUCCUCACCAGGUUCACCAACAGCGAGCAUUUCACCGACAAGCUACAAGACUGGUUCUCUCUAUCACUACAAAACUCAGAGAGCGAUGCACCGGUUUUCGACCCUCCUUUUGAGCUAGUCGAGCUGCAAAAGUUCGACUACGCGCUGGAAGGAGUCUCCUUCCAGCAGCUAACUCGAAUGCCAAACGCCGUUUACGGUUCAACCUCAGCUUCCGUGGAGGCAAAUGCAUAUCUAGCAAUAGAAGACUUCUUGCACGCUACUGUCAAGACCCUGUGGGAGGCGUUCUGGAGCCAGGAGGACGAGCCUGUUCCUUUCUCCGUGGGCUGUCUCUACAAUCAGAAUCUUAAGUUUUACCAAGCCGAGCAAGCGUUAGCUCUCGGGAAGCUCGAGGAUCUUUCAGCAACCGGCGUUCUGUUAAAAAAUCCACGUCAUCCGCACGGGAAGUGGGAUCACAUUCUUGAACUUGCUCUCCUAAGACCUGACAUUGAGAGCGAUCAUCAUCAACCUUCGUUACCUCUCUUAGGGGAGGCUCUUUUCUAUGCUUUGCGUAUACUCAUCGCGAGAAGCGUGAGCCGUUUGGAUUUCUCUCAAAGCUCAAACUGUGUCUUUAUUCUUCUGGUUGAUACACAACACGGUGGUGUUGUGAAAGUAGAAGGGGACGUGAGUAAACUGGACUUCGACGUGAGCAGUGUUUAUGACUGCGCUGCGGAGUGGAUUCAGAAGCAUUCCAAGAUCUCUGUGUCGCCCGUUGACAGGAUAUGGAACAAGCUGGGGAAUGCAAACUGGGGAGACAUUGGUACUUUGCAGGUGGUUUUCGCUACUUACCACAGUAUAAUGCAGUUCUUUGGACCGCCUAGGCACUCUAUUGAAGACUUAGCCGCUGACCACACCUCUCGCCUUCACUCAAGAAGACAGGAGAGGCACUUGGGGGAGGAUACUAGUCUCAACGAAAACGGUGCGUUUAGGUCUCCUGAAAUCGUCGAAGUUCAAGAAGAAGAAGAGCGUGGAGAGUCUAUGAAGCUUGAAGUUGGAUCUGUUCUGUGGUUGGAGGAUUCAAACUACCAAAAAGGCUAUCAGAUUAGCCACGUGUCUCUUCCUCAUCAUAUUGCAUCACCAGUGGAUGAUGAUGACGACUCAGGGAGGGCUGUGUUUCUCUACGUUGGCUCUCCUCCUUCACAGCUUGAGCCUGCUUGGGAAGACAUGAACUUAUGGUACCAAGUGCAAAGACAAACUAAGAUACUAAGCGUCAUGAAGCAGAGAGGGCUUUCUAGCAAGUACUUGCCGGAGCUCCACGGCUCUGGUCGGGUAAUUCACCCGGGACAAUGUCGGAAACCGAGUUCUGGCGGACGGUGUGAUCAUCCUUGGUGCGGAACUCCCAUCCUUGCGACCACUCCAGUCGGGGAGAGGGUCGCUGAUUUGGUUAAUGAAGGCAUGUUUGGACCAGAAGAAGCUAUCAGAUGCUGCCACGAUUGUUUAUCCGCGCUCUCUUCCUCCUCUUCAGGUGGGAUUCGCCACGGGGAUAUCCGACCUGAGAAUGUGGUUUAUGUUACUUCAGGUGUGAGACAGCCUUACUUUGUAUUAAUAGGUUGGGGUCACGCGGUGCUCGAGGAGAGAGAUAGACCGGCCAUGAAUCUUCACUUCUCAUCGACCUACGCGCUUCAGGAAGGGAAGCUCUGCGCUGCCUCGGACGCGGAGAGUUUGAUCUACAUGCUUUACUUCUGUUGUGGAGGGGACUUGCCUGAUUUGGAUUCGGUUGAAGGAGCUCUUCAGUGGAGAGAGACCUCUUGGUCUAAGAGGUUGAUACAGCAGAAGCUUGGCGAUGUCUCGACCAUUUUAAAGGCCUUUUCUGAUUACGUUGAUAGUCUGUGUGGGACGCCGUAUCCUUUGGAUUGUGAUAUUUGGUUGAGGAGACUGAAGAGGAAUCUUUCGGAAGAUCAUGGGAAAGAUAUCGAAACUUCAGGCUAAAGCUCAUGUGAGUGUGAGUGUGUCCUUAUAUUAAACAUUCUUUUCAGGUGCUGCUCUCUGCUUUAACCUGUCCGAGAGACUGGAGAAGCUUCACUAGAUGAGACGUAUCCUACGGUUUUGGGACCAUCUUUGUAUAGGUAUCUUUGGGAUGUGGAUUAGAUUCUGUGUUUGCCUUCGCUGUUAAUGUUCUGUUCCUUUUCUUCAUUAUUGUUAUUAUUGUUAUCUUGAAAGUGAUUCUCUAUUAUUUCAUUGUAAUGAUUCUUGUA